Amaranthus tricolor (Joseph's coat) is the source of this 1355-nucleotide messenger RNA. RefSeq lists its product as uncharacterized. The record is from RefSeq and is a predicted model, not a curated record. Lineage: Eukaryota; Viridiplantae; Streptophyta; Magnoliopsida; Caryophyllales; Amaranthaceae. Bases 1 to 765 code for a protein of 254 amino acids. The transcript is spliced from 2 exons.
AUGGAUGAUGCUCAUGAUAUGGAUAAUGAAAUUGAUCAAAUUUUUGGUGGUAUGGAUAAUGCUGAUGGUGCUGAUAAUGCCCCAUUUGAUGAACUUGUUGGUAUGUCGUAUGUGUCGAAUUUGUGUGACUUUAGUGGGACUUCACCGGUAGGUGAAACAAAGGUGUCUAUCAAUGAUACAGUAGUUAAGAGUACAACCAGGUACAAAUAUUUGGGAUCGAUCAUUCAAAGGGAUGGGGAGAUUGACGGGGAUAUAAAGCACCGUAUACAGGCGGGUUGGCUUAAGUGGCGAGCAGCCACCGCAGUGUUAUGUGAUAGGAAUUUCCCAAGCAAGUUAAAAGGAAAAUUCUACCGGACGACAAUCAGACCUGCUUUGCUAUAUAGGACUGAAUGUUGGCCUGUAGAGAAGAUUUUCGAACAUAAAAUGGAAGUUACAAAAAUGCGUAUGCUGAGGUGGAUGUGUGGGCACACUUUGAUGGAUAGAAUUAGGAACCAAGAGUUUAGGGACAAACUAGGGGUAGCCCCUAUAUCUGGAAAAAUGCAAGAGAAUAGAUUGAGGAGGUUUGGUCAUGUGCAGAGGAAGACUUUCGACGCCCCUGUGAGGAGGGUAGAAAGCAUUAUAGUAAAGGGCAAGAGGAGUCGAGGUAGACCAAAGCGAACUUGGGAUGAGCAAAUAAGAGUAGACUUGCAGGAGUUAAACCUCUCUGUGGACCUGACUAGGGAUAGGAGCAGUUGGAGACGUCAUAUCUACGUCUUAGACUACUAAUGUGCGUCCUUUGACCUCUUAAUGCCCUCAACCCCUUGCCCUUAUCGUUUCCUUUCUUUUUAGUUCUUUGUUCUCUUUUGCAGUGGUCCUUCUGUCUAUAGGCCUUCAAGUUGUGUUGCUCGUGUUUUUCGCGUCUCUAUCUUUCUCGAGUCGGGGGACUCCUUUGGCCGUGCUCUCCUUUAUAGGUAUGAUUUGCCGUCGUCCUUCCCUCCCCAGACCCUGACCUUAGCUUUCUAAGAGCGUGAUAUACUGGGUUGGAUUAUGAUGAUGAUGAUGAACUAGAUUGAUGCAAAAAACCAAAAAAACAAAAAUAUUAAACUUGAAGGAACUGCUGCAGCAAUGGAGAUAAGGUGCAUUUAAGGAGGAAGGAAGAAAGAAGAGGACAAUGGUUAAAAAUGACUUGCUGCAAUCGGUAGAGAAAAACCAAACAACAGCACAAGUUAAAUGAAAUAAUAAAUGGGAUUAUUCAUGAUUAAUAAAUAGUUGGGAUUAUUGUAGGAAAAUCGUAAAUAGGUUGGAUUAUUCUGGGUAAAUUUUCUUAUGGUUUAUGCAUGUAUGAAUACCUUUUAGCAAAUGUCUAAUUAUUUACA